Molecule: messenger RNA, 1224 nt
Organism: Lotus japonicus
Lineage: Eukaryota; Viridiplantae; Streptophyta; Magnoliopsida; Fabales; Fabaceae
Product: putative F-box/LRR-repeat protein At1g56400
Exons: 2
Coding region: 1-1224 (407 amino acids)
Molecular function (GO): protein binding
Source: RefSeq, a predicted model, not a curated record
AUGGCACCUAACACAGAUAGGUUUAGUUCAUUGCCUCAGUCUUUACUGUCCACCAUUGUUUCCUUGAUACCGUUCAAGGAAGCGGUAAGAACCUCAAUCCUCUCUAAAAGUUGGAUAGACAUUUUUAAGUCUACAUCCAACAUAGUAUUUGAUGAAAUUUAUUUUGUGAAAAGUGAUCAAAUAUGUGAAAUCCAACGAGCCCAAAGAAAGGCUUUUCUAGAUUUCAUGAUGUAUUGGAUUUCUAAUCACACAGAAACUGUCAUUGAUAAGUUCUCUUUGAAAUUAUCUAUACCUGAAAAUGUUAAGAGGGUUGUGAGAAAAUGCAUUACAUUCGCCACAACACACAGGGUGAAGGCGUUGAAUUUGGACUUUUGUGAUCCAACAUUGGAUUCUUACUUUACUACUAAUUAUAUUAAUCAUGUGGCCUUGUUUGAAUUGCCUGCACAUGUUUAUGGUCACACAUGCCUUGAAUCUUUGAAGUUGUUUUCAUGUAACUUUGUUGAGGCUGAGUUUCUAAACUAUAAUGCACUCAAAGAAAUUUCUUUGGGUUGGAUGGAAGUGAAGCUCAGUACUAUUAAGACCUUGUUGUCAAAUUGUGAAGCACUUGAGAGUUUAAGUCUCAAGAGGUGUUGGAAUUCAGAUGAAUUUGAUUUAGGGGAGGUGAACCUAAAGUUAAGAAAGUUGGUCGUGGAUAGAUGCAUGUUUAGAUCUAGUAGUACUUAUUUUAUAGUCAAUGCUCCAAAUUUAAAAUACUUCUAUUAUUCUGGGUUGAAUAAUAACUUUUUGGUCAUAGACGUACGUUCCUUAGUUCUGGAAGAGGAAGUUCUUGAGUUUUGCAUUGAGUUUAAAGGACAUGCUUUGUUUCUCUACAAAUUGGAGGAACAUAUCUCUGGUGUUAAUGUUUUGACUGUGGGUAACUACUUCCUCCAGGGUUAUGAGUCACCAGACAACCUUAAUAUGGAGAGGUUUUGGACUGAUCAUGCAAGAGCUUAUUCUUGCAUGGUAUACACUCUUAGAGAGGUGGAAAUUAAGGGCUUUAAAGGAUUAGUGAAUGAGAUUCGUGCACUUACCUAUUUCAUCACUAAUGGGAGAGUCUUGAGAAAGAUGACCAUCAAUAUAUCAAAGGAUGAUACGAGGCAAGAGUCCUACCACCAUGACAUGGCAGAAUGGUUAAUUUCGACUGUUCAAAAAGCUUCAACAGAAUUAGAGAUUUCAAUUUGUUAA